Ectocarpus sp. CCAP 1310/34 is the source of this 2341-nucleotide messenger RNA. NCBI's taxonomy places the organism in Eukaryota, Phaeophyceae, Ectocarpales, Ectocarpaceae. The record is from the annotation of a GenBank genome assembly.
UUCUCGCCUCGUGUUUCGAUUCUCGCCUCGUGUUUGUCUGAUUAAUUCCGUCUCGCUCACGAGGCAGGGUCCUCGUCGUUUGAACAGGGGAGGCAGAUCCUAGCAGCAGCGGCAGAAGAGAAGGCAAGUGCGCGCUCGGUCGAGGCGGAGCAGCGGCAGCCUGCGCCGGCGCUGCGCGCCUGGCCCUUGUUUCGAUUCGCGCCUCGUGUUAUUGGAUUAAAGUCCGUCUCGAUCGCGAGAGGCAGGGUUUUUGUGGUUUGAAAAAGUUGCACGUUUUGUUGUUCUGUUGGUUUGGAGAAGAGGAGACGAGAAAAAGGCAGAAGGCCCCGCGGGCGUGAGGACCACCCCAGCCAUGACGGGAAGAUCAGUCGGCUGGCUGGCGCUUCACCGGGAGCCCCAUGCCGUUUUGUCAUUCCAAACAGAGCAGUUAGCAGCUAGUCGGGCUUUCCUUCGCAUGGCCACGUGGAAAUUCAGAAUUUCGAAGGUUCGGGAUUUUGCUCUAGAAAGGCGACGUCCAAAUAUAUAUGGACCCAAAUGCCUUCAGGGAAUCUGCAAUUGUAGGAAGGGUAGCAGCAAACUGUCCCCAACGGCAGCUGCAGUCGGAGGACCGCCACCUCAAGCAGGGCGAACUGUUGGUUUCCCCCAUCGCGCUACACCUUGUUUAUUUAAUUAACCUCCGGUCCUUGUGUCUGUCUCCGCUCUCGCCAUUUCUCCUGCCCCAAUUUUUCUGUUCCUUUUUGGCCCUCCCCCACGUAUACCACACCUCAUCACAGGAAGGGCCGCCAUCAUCACAAAACAGAGCACGACAGCCUCCCUCAUUACCAUGUCUCCUAAGUCUACCCCCAGCUGCUCGGUCUCGGCCUUGGCGGUGGCGAUGAUGGUGAUGAAUGCCUCAGCGGCGUCUGUUGACAUGGGUCGCGUCGCAAACGGAGCGGACGCUGAGGAGAGGUACUCCGCCGUGGACAAGGCGAUCACGUGGGGCUACCACGGUGGCCGCGCGUUGCAAGCCGGCUGGUGCACCGUGGUGUCCGAGAGCGACACGUACUGCUGCGGUUUCGGCGCUCAGGCCUCGUGCUUGGCCCGCAACCUUGAGUACAGCGGGGCCGAACUCCCAUGCGAGGUGCGGCUGAUAACUUCGGAAGACGGCACGGUCACUUGCGAGGGACUCUCGAAUCCGAGCGGCAACCUUGACAUCGAUUGCGACUGCGAAGACCUCGACUUGUUCACGGAGGCGCCCGCCACCGACGCCCCUUCCCCCACCCCGACCCCGACCGCCGCCGCCCCGACCGAGGAGGGCAUGACCCAGCCCCCCACCGAAGAGGGCGCGACCCAGCCUCCCACCGAAGAGAGCGCGACCCAGCCCCCCACCGAAGCGAGCGCGACCCAGCCCCCCACCGAAGCGAGCGCGACCCAGCCCCCCACCGAAGAGAGCGCGACCCAGCCCCCCACCGAAGAGAGCGCGACCCCGGCGCCUGCCGAUGCGGUGGUAUCGCCCGCCCCGUCGCCCGGUAGCCGCGGUGGCAGCUUCACGAUGGCUCCCGAUGCGACCAUGCCUCCCGGAGAGACCAGGGCUCCCGAGGCGACCAUGACCCCCGGGGAGACCAUGACCCCCGAGGAGACCAUGCCUCCCGGAGCGACCAUGGCCCCCGUCGCAACCAUCAUGCCCGGGGAGACCUUGCCUCCCGGAGAGACCAGCGCUCCCGAGGCGACCAUGACCCCCGGGGAGACCAUGGCUCCCGGAGCGACCAUGGCCCCCGUCGUAACCAUGAUGCCCGGGGAGACCAUGGCUCCCGGAGCGACCAUGGCUCCCGGAGCGACCAUGGCCCCCGGCGCAACCAUGAUCCCCGGGGAGACCAUGGCUCCCGGAGCGAUCAUGGCCCCCGGGGAGACCCCCGCGCCAUCUACCACCAGCCGCGCCGUCAGCUUCACGGCCAGCCCCACCAGCCGCGCCGUCAGCUCCACGGCCAGCCCCACCAGCACUGCGUCCGCUGCGCCGACCUCCUCCACCAUGGCCCCGACGGGCACCAUGAUGACCGUCACCCCCACCGCGUCCCCGAUGAUGGACACCGGCUCGCCCACCAUGGCCCCGACCGUGAUGCCCACCGCUAUGCCGUCGGCGGGUUCGCGCGGCAUCGAAGUUCCCUCCGCGGCGCCCUCCACGGCCCCGACGGGCAUGCCUACCAGCGUCUUGGAGAGGACGAUCGCUCCGGAGGCGAUCGUGGUCAGCGGGUCGUCCCGACCGUCAGCUUCCGUGAUUGCGACGGUGACGUGCGUGCUUGCCGUGGCCGUCGCCCGUGUCUUUGCAUAAGCGGCUCUCCACCGCCAGGAUGCAUUGAUGGAG